AUGAAGUGUGUAACGACCCCAUUCAUGGAGAUCUUAUGGGAAGGAACCUCUACGGAGAAGUUCAGGCCCACUAGAGGGACCCGACAAGGAUGCCCUUUGUCGCCCUACCUCUUCACACUCUGCAUUGCGAGGCUGAGCCAUCUUAUUGAAGAGGCAGUGAGUAACGGUAUCUGGAAGCCGAUCCAACUUAUUCGAGGUGGGACGAAACUCACUCACCUGUUUUUUGCUGAUGAUCUUGUUCUUUUUGCAGAAGCCUCACAGGAACAAGUGGAAGUUAUUAUGGAUUGCUUGGACCAGUUCUGCGAUGCCUCUGGAGAGUUGGUGAGCAAGGACAAGUCACGCAUCUACUUCUCCAAGAAUGUGAAGCGAGAUUUGGGUAGAGACAUGCGUAACAGGCUGGGCUUCGCGAUGACGCAGGACCUGUGUCGCUAUCUAGGGGUUCCCGUCCUCCAUGGUCGAGUCAAGAAACAGACGUACCAGUACUUGCUUGAUCGAGUGGAUCAACGCUUAGCAGGUUGGAAAGCGGAGAGCUUGUCCCUCGCCGGUCGAGUCACCCUGGCGCUAUAUGUCCUCAACGGCAUACCGAUCUAUGCGAUGCAAACCUCGGUUCUUCAUGCAGCAAUUUGUGAUCACAUCGAUAGACGUAUCCGCGGGUUUAUCUGGGGAUCGCAAUAA
Molecule: messenger RNA, 675 nt
Organism: Linum trigynum
Lineage: Eukaryota; Viridiplantae; Streptophyta; Magnoliopsida; Malpighiales; Linaceae
Source: the annotation of a GenBank genome assembly